Messenger RNA from Grammomys surdaster, 5769 nucleotides. It is a transcript of the gene Nt5dc3, whose product is annotated as 5'-nucleotidase domain containing 3. The record is from RefSeq and is a predicted model, not a curated record. Gene Ontology annotation, molecular function: 5'-nucleotidase activity. The transcript is spliced from 14 exons. The coding region runs from base 1 to 1641 and encodes 546 amino acids. Lineage: Eukaryota; Metazoa; Chordata; Mammalia; Rodentia; Muridae.
AUGGCCACGGUGGCAGCGGCGGCCCGCGGGGCCGGGGCGAGGGCGGCGGCGGGGCUGCGGAGCGGCGGCGGGGCUGUGGCUCGGGGACGGCCGCGCGCCGGCUGCGCUCGGCGCCUGUGCACUGCCCCGGCUGCCCCGGCUGCCGUGGACAUGAAGAGCUACCUGUGGGCGCGCUACCACGAGGCGAAGAGGAGCACGGAGGAAUUGGUUCCAUCCAUCAUGAACAACUUGCUGAAUCCAGACGCCAUUUUCUCCAACAAUGAGAUGAGCCUGUCAGACAUCGAGAUAUAUGGCUUUGAUUACGAUUACACCCUGGUGUUCUAUUCCAAGCACCUCCACACACUCAUCUUCAAUGCUGCCCGGGACCUUCUCAUCAAUGAACACAGGUAUCCUGCGGAGAUCAGGAAGUAUGAGUAUGACCCAAACUUUGCCAUCCGGGGACUCCAUUAUGACGUGCAGCGGGCAGUGUUGAUGAAGAUCGAUGCUUUUCAUUACAUCCAGAUGGGAACGGUGUACAGAGGCCUCAGUGUUGUUCCUGAUGAAGAAGUCAUAGACAUGUACGAGGGGUCCCACGUGCCCUUGGAGCAGAUGAGUGACUUCUAUGGAAAGAGUUCUCACGGGAACACCAUGAAACAGUUCAUGGACAUCUUCUCACUGCCCGAGAUGACCCUGCUGUCCUGUGUGAACGAGCACUUCCUGAAGAACAACAUUGACUAUGAACCUGUGCACUUGUACAAAGACGUCAAGGACUCCAUAAGGGACGUCCACAUCAAAGGAAUAAUGUACCGAGCAAUCGAAGCGGACAUUGAAAAGUACAUCUGUUAUGCUGAGCAGACCCGCGCAGUGUUGGCUAAACUGGCUGCCCACGGCAAGAAGAUGUUCCUCAUUACCAAUAGCCCAAGUAGCUUCGUAGACAAAGGGAUGCGGUACAUCGUGGGGAAGGACUGGCGGGACCUGUUCGAUGUGGUCAUUGUUCAGGCCGAGAAACCGAACUUCUUCAACGACAAGCGGAGACCUUUCCGAAAGGUGAAUGAGAAAGGUGUCUUACUCUGGGAUAAAAUCCACAAGCUGCAGAAAGGCCAGAUUUACAAGCAGGGCAAUUUGUAUGAAUUUUUGAAGCUCACUGGAUGGAGAGGAUCCAAAGUACUGUAUUUUGGUGACCACAUAUACAGCGACCUGGCGGAUCUGACCCUGAAGCACGGCUGGCGCACGGGGGCGAUCAUCCCCGAGCUCCGUUCCGAGCUCAGAAUCAUGAACACGGAGCAGUACAUCCAGACCAUGACUUGGCUGCAGACCUUGACGGGGCUCUUGGAGCAGAUGCAGGUCCACAGAGACACCGAGUCACAGCUGGUUUUGCAGGAGUGGAAAAAGGAGAGGAAGGAGAUGAGAGAAAUGACCAAAAGUUUCUUCAACGCCCAGUUUGGGAGCUUGUUCCGCACAGACCAGAAUCCAACCUACUUCCUGAGGCGCCUGUCGAGGUUCGCUGACAUCUACAUGGCGUCUCUGAGCUGCCUCCUGAACUACGAUGUCCACCACACAUUCUACCCCAGGAGGACUCCCCUGCAGCAUGAGCUGCCUGCAUGGUCAGACAGCCCGUCUGCCUCCAAAGCCCCUCUGCUGCAGGAGGCGCAGGCCAAGUAAUCCUGUGUCUGCCUGAGGAAAAAGCCAGAAGCAUUCAUGGCCUCACAGAGGGUCAAGUAGCCUGAGAGUUACUUCCCAGAGUCAGAUACGCCUUUUGUAUUUUUCUACCUUACCAUGAAUACUGUCCUGUUCAGGUUGAGACAGGAGCUGGCUACCUGAGGCCUCUUGGCCCUUCUCCACAGUGUUGAAACACUGUGAUGUGACCUUGUUUAUCGUGGAACCAGCAACGCCAGACCUCUUGAUGAGUGAAACCUCUUGAUGGCUGGCUGUGUUCUGUAGGGCAAGAGUGGACACUUCCUGAUUCUGUGAGACAUUUCUUGGUUGUUUACAAGCAGCACUGGGGACCGCAAGGGCAUGGUGAUCUGCAAAGGCAACUGGGAGCAGGUUGCCGAGGGGGUAGCCCUGCCUGUGGCCAGUUCCUCCGUCUUCUGGUCCUAAGCUUUCAAAGACAUUUUCACAUAGAAAUCACAGCCUCCCGCAAUGACUUUGUUGUGGAAGAACCAGAAGCAUUUGUCCUCAGUGUAUAUAUUUGCUUUGUCUGUCCCAAGGGGUGAUGGGUGGGUUCCAUCCUCCCCAGGAAAGGCGAGAGGAGACAGCUACUUGUGCUAGAAUUGCCUUUCAGCCAGUGUUCUGGUCAUGAUAGAAGACAAGAAAGAUGCAAAGCCUUGGGACUCAGCCUGUGGCCAGUGCUAGCCUGUGUGCUAGGACAUCCAGCAGACAGCUCGCCAGUGGGAACUGGGAAGGCCACGUUUCAUGCUGAGAGCCAAGCUGGAGAAAUGUCUUUACCCUUCCUCCUCUGGAGAGAAGAAUCCUUUAGUACAUCUGAUUGCAGUAUCUUUGGACAUAUUUGAUGCUUGGGCACCACAGGAGUGGCUGCUGUUAUCUACACAGUUCUGUGUAAUGACAUUUUCAUUGCAAAUGCCACGUUCAUUGCAGAUGCUCGUGACCAGAUUAACCUUGUCUCAUGUGGCCUGACUCCUGUAAGCUUUUGUGCUAAUGUGGCGCUGCUGUCGCUGCUGUGGCUGCUGCCAUAGCUGCUGCUUCUUUCCCUUCCUCCCUUUUUCCCCUCCUUACCCCUGUAUCCCCUCACACCCUGCCCCCAGUUAGGGUCUUGCUAUGGAGCCUGGGCUGGUCUUGGACUCAGUCCUCCUGCCUCAGCCUCCUGAGUGUUGUAUUACAGGCAUGGAACUGUGGUGUGGCAUGCAUACAUGUAAAGAAGGGCAGGGCCAUGAAGGAGACUUGUGGUGAGCGCUUGCUCUUUGGCUUCUUCACCGCAAUAAGUAGAUCCUGACCAGCUGCUGAGGGGCUGCUCCCUUGGCCUGUGGCAGACUGCUUGCCAACAUGCAGAAGUUUAACGAGGGGUCUUUGAUGUUGGUAGUGUUUAACAUUGCUGCGAAGGUCACCCCUCCUCCCUUCUUGUGUUCUAAACACUGUGGUUCCCGUCGUCCCUGUGUAGCCACCAUUUGGCAUCUGCUCAGUGUUGGGGUCCUGAAAGGAUGCAUGCUGCUUGGGACGCCCCUAACUUGUGCUUUGUAGGAGCAGAAUGAAGAAGCUUAAAAAAAAAAAAAAGAGUCUUUGGUUGAAUUGUAGAUUCUUUGGGUGUAGACCAGAUGCCAGUUUCGAGGGUUUGUUUACUCCAGAUUAAGGUGGAGCUGCUUUCUAGUGCUUAUGGUAGGUGACCCAAGCCUUGGGGGAAGAAAACAUCUCCAGGGUUUGAGAAAUGAAUUUUACAGCCUAUUCCUGUGUACAAGGAUCAGAGUCUCGAGGUCACCAAGCAUGACAGUACUGGGAUCAGCUGGGAUGUCGCACCAGACCCGCAGCUGACAGACUGCACACUCAAACCGUGCUCUGGCAUCGUGGGCUGGCACGGCCUCCCUGUAGGAAGAACAGGGCGUUUCCACUGUGUUAUGGUCCUCAUCUAGUGCAGUCGGGACAAGUUUUAGCUUGUCCCUGGGACUCUUGGCUGGGGGUCUGACCCACUGCACUGAUAUCUUGUUCUUUCUAGAGUAUUCUUUUGUGUGCACAUUGAGGAGGGUAUAUAGGUAAAAGGUAAGGUAGGUUUUUUUUCCACCUUAAAAAAAAUCAAAUUGUAAACUGAACAGUAAAAUUAUUUUUAAUAUCUUUAAAAUUGUAGGGUUUUUUUUGACAUUGCUUAGACUGAUUUUCUAAGAAUCAUGUGAACAAAAAUUCAGUCUAAGGGGCAGUCCCUGACAGGAUGCCGUCCAGCAAGGCCAUGGUGUCAGAGGGGCCACUGGAGCGCACUGCUGGGGUUUUCUCAGUGUUACUUUUUCAGGGCAGAGCUGGGCUUUAAAAAUCUCUCAGAUGCUGGGUGUCUGAAGCGCUCGCUUUCCCUCCUAUGAUAGCACACCCUCCCCUCUUCCCCCCCUCCUUCUUUUUUCCCCUUCUCUCCCCCUCCACCGUUUCUCUCCCCCCCAUCUCCUUUCCUCCUUUGGCCUCUGCUCUCUACCCAUGUCUGUCUCCGUCGUGUCCCUCCCCACCCCUUGACCCUCCCCUACCCCCGCUUUCACCAUUAAUACACCUGCUGCUGAUUUGGUCAGAUCUCAGACUAAAUUACUGCUUGCUUUGGACGCAUCAGCCCUCUUACUUAUUGCAAUAAGGGAGAAGUGAAAAGCUCUCAUGCUUUCUACCUAAUUUAGCUUUGGGUGGACUAAACAGCAUCCCCUCCCCUCGGCAAAUGCUAAAAACACUGCAAUUCCACUUUAUCCAAAUGCUCACUUGCUGCCGAAACCCUACUUGGGGGCUCCUGACUAAAAUGCUCAGGAGAGUGAAUCUGGCCAGAUGCAGGGCUCCUUGGGAGUUCUCUUCAGCGGCUAAGGGAGCCCAUCCAUCCUUUCCCUCCUGAGGAUUUUCUUCUGUUUGUUAGUUUGGGACAGGGUCUCAGUGUGUAGCUCUGGCUGGUCUGGAAGUUACUAUGUAGAGCAUGUUGGCCUCAAACUUAAGAGAUCUGCUUGUCUCUGCCCCCACAGAGUGUUGAGGUAAGAGGAGUGUACCACCAGGCCUGGCGUGAUUUCCUUUUGUUGAAUGGGUUGUUUUCUUUCUCCCUUAUUUUUCUUGUUAUUAUUUAUGUUUUUGGCCUUUAUAUUUGGGAACUAGGUUCUUGAGUUCAGCUAAUGUUUCAGACCAUGGCUAGGUUAAGCAAAGGGAAGGAAGAGGAGGGGGCUCUUUUCUAAUAAGGGAACCAUUUUCAACUUCGCAGGGUGCUCCCGUUGCGGCUCCUGUAGGAAUGGAUACGCUGUUCCAUUAGGAUUUGAUUCACCAGCACAGACUGUGGCUUGCUGGCUCCUGCUUGGACGGCAAAAUUCUUUGCUUAGAGCAUGUGGAGCAGCCUUCCAGCUUGGGUAGUUAGUGUAAGGUCUAAGCCAGUGUGCCAUGUCCCCUUAGUUGCCCUGUCUACCACAUGUAUCUGUCUCUGCAUGGCUGGUCAGUGCUGAGUGAGUUUGCAGUUCCUACCGAGAUUGCUUCACUGUGUGGAUUUAAGCUACGACUUGUUGCUCCUUUUAUGACUCUGCUGGGCUCCGGACUGAAGGUCGAUUCAUCCCAGGGGCUGGGAGUGUUGCCGGCUGCUGUGUUUCUCUUUGAGCAUUUCCUUGAUUCGCAGCCCUGCCUUGCCCCAGGUCACAUGCCUUUCCUGGGGGUGUAUAAUCCAUGACUAGGAAGGGAAGAGGGCCUUUGGGGGACAGCUCCAGAGCUCCCUUUGGGGCUACAAGACCUUCCUGUGCUUGCCUUGCAUCUCUGUGCCCCUCCUCUCAACUGGCCUGCCCCUUCCCCUCCGGGUGUCUGUCCCAGUACCCCAGCACCCCAGCACCCCAGCACCCCAGCACCCUCGGAAAAGCUCCCUGCAUGAAGCUUUUGUCUCCAGUCUGUUCCUCCGAAAGUGCUCCUGCGUUUCCCUGUUAGCGCAGGCUUGAGCUCCAAUGUAGGCCCAUUAUUUCCCCCUUGUGCCGUGCGAGGACUGUGCCUGUGUGGUAUCAGGCAUGAUAAAUGCAACAUAGGUUUACUAUUUAUUCGGAAUGUGAAGUUUUGCUAUUUAUUCUACGUGUUGAUUGUAUAUGUUGUGAUAAUGAACUUAAAGCCAAAUAAAAGCUUGAAUUGUGUCGGUUAUGGGUA